GAAGAGGGCUAGCAAUUCCUAAGGCAUCUCAGCCUUCGAGAAAGAAAAACUACAAUUCCCACAAUUCAUUCGGACGUGGUCUUUGGAGACCACAGCUCCCGCAGUGCUCUGCGCUCGCUUCCUUUCCCACCCGUGAGUGUGAUGUAUGGCAACGCAGUGACGACACAGUGACGUGGGCGGGUGAGGGUUCACGGAGGCCGGAGCCGGUGUCUGUCUAGCUGCUGGCAGAACUGAGACAGCCCGGGGGUCGGACAUUCCCAUCAGGCUCCCCCUUCAUGGCGGCCCGCCGGCUCCGGGAAGUCUUGCGACUGGGAGCGCGGGGAGGGCUGAGGCCGCGAGCGCCCCCGACUGGCUGUUCCAGGUACAUGCCAUCCUGUGGGCUUCUGAUGAUCCGCGCUCCCCAAGCCAUCAGCACUCUUGAUUGGGAUCUUAGUGCUCAGCACAGCCGGACGUUUAUCAACUUUACAGGGCCUUUCACCAACAAACGGAAGGAAUAUUCAGAGAGGAGGAUCAUUGGUUAUUCCAUGCAGGAGAUGUAUGAAGUUGUAUCCAAUGUGGAUGAAUACAAGGAAUUUGUUCCCUGGUGCAAGAAAUCAGUUGUGGUCUCUAAGCGGACAGGCCAUGUGAAAGCCCAGCUGGAAGUUGGAUUCUCUCCUGUUGUGGAACGUUACACAUCCAUUGUGACACUGGUGCGGCCCCAUCUGGUGAAGGCUGUUUGCACUGAUGGGAAGCUCUUCAACCACCUGGAGACUAGCUGGCGUUUCAGCCCUGGCAUUCCUGGCUACCCUCGCACAUGCACAGUUGACUUCUCAAUUUCUUUUGAGUUCCGCUCCCUGCUACACUCGCAACUGGCCACGGUUUUCUUCGAUGAGGUGGUCAAGCAGAUGGUGGCGGCCUUCGAACGCCGAGCAGGCAAGAACUACGGCCCUGAGACCCGCAUUCCCCGAGAGCUCAUGUUCCACGAGGUCCACCAGACGUGAAGGCUGCCCUGCUGCUUCGGUGGCCACACGGACGCUUUGCUCUGGGGUGUGCACUCAUGGCUUCCCCAGCCCCCCCUGUUUUUAUCUAUUUAUUUGGUUUCUCCUGGUAUCCUGUCUUAAUUUAUCCACUGGGCCUGGUGUGAUGAAAAGAGACUUGUUCCCAAGGAAGGGGCCAGGCCACCAUGUUACCACCGGAGCAACCUUUCAACCUUCUGUUUUGCCUAGGCAUGCUGUUAUGCUGGGUCAUACAUAGAUACCUUGUUCUGUAGCAUACUUUAUUUGAAAAGUCCCCCUGCCCUACCACUUUAAGUUCCCAGUCUGUAGAUCAUCUCCCAUCCCUUUCUCUACUUAUGGUAUGUGUCAGUGUGGCCUGUCUUAGGCUGAUGACUGCCCCAAUCCCUGUUUCUAACUGAAAAGGGGUGGUAGAAGCUCACAAUGUGUGAAUCGUGCACUCUUUCUGUGCCUAGUGAAGGGCCUGUUGGAAAUUGUGCCUGGUAAAUCACGUGUUUAAAAAGAAAAGAAACCUGAUCUGGGCUGCCUCUUGGUAAUACAUGGUAGUCUCAUUUGUGGUUGGAUUUGCAGGACCCUGGUGGUUUAACCUUGCUUUGAGAGGUUUGGUGUGCAGUAGAGGAAAGGCAGAUAUGGCAGAGGGGAGGCAGGCAGGUAGGUGAGCAGUGGGGGGGGUGGACAGAGGAAGCUCGCAGGCAUCUAUAUUGUACCUGUGCUACAGCAUCAGGCUUGGACUCUUCUUCUUCACCCAAAUGGUACCAUAAGCUUUGUUCAUUGUAGGGCUGUCUUCGGGAGACUAGCACCCAGUCAAAGCCAAGUGCAAAGGACCUUUGAAAGAUGUGUGCCAAAUAAAGGGCUAAAGGAAGCCUGGUUAGUUUUAGAAAUGUUAGAAGAGAAGCCCCAGAUGGGUGCAUAUUUGCUGGGGGGGAGGAACAUGUAAGAGGAGGAGAGGGGAAACAGAAUUGCCUGUUGGGAGUACAGCCAGAUUCUCCAUCUUCCUGCCUCGUGUAGACCCACCUCCAACACUCCCAAAUGUCACCUGCGACCCCAGAAGUAGAUGCCUUGAUUGUGCUGACUUUUGAUGUGCAGUGACCCAGGCAUCAUUGGGACUAUUGAGGCAAUGGAUUUUGUGAGCUAGAUAUUGCCCACAACUUCCCCAUCCCCCACAAAUGCUUUCUGCUUUGUAUUAAGGGAUCAGCAAAUGGCAUUAGCAGGCUGGGAGCUGCUGCUUUGGGGACAAGAUUUCCACCUCUUCAGAAUCAUGGUUCCUCUUCCAUCGAAUAUUUCCAUAGAGGGAGAGUGGCCAUACCUUGCGUUUCUCACUUAAGGUGAAGUGCCCACAAAGGACUACCAGAGGAGAGUGACUGGAGUGGCAGGAUCUCCAGUUAGCUUGUGGGAAGGCACUUAGCUAGGAUCUGCAGAUCCCAGCUGUGAUUCUGAAUUGUAUAGAGCUCCAUGUCUUGAUGCUGCCUGAUGGCUGAAAACUGCAUGUUGGGGCUUCCGUGUCUGCCCAGUAGCUGUUCCAGAAAUUGGCUCCUAUUCCCAUUACACCAUUGUGAGUAUCCCAGAACUCCCUCCCAUUCAGACACUCAUUUUUAUUGCCUACUUUGCUAUAAACUCAGUACUCUUUCUGGUUAGCAAAUGAGUUUUUAGGUGCACAUUUUGCACAAAUGGUGGACACACGAUUGCUGGGAUUGGAGAAAAAGUGCUGCCACAGGCUGAAAUGACACCCUUCAGCAUGCUGCAGGGCUGUAUAAAGGGCUGAACCAUGCAGUGUGGGCAUGGGGUAUUCUGGGCACUAUUCUUCCAAGAUUUGGGUGCUGGAGUAUGCAUGCUUUUUAUGAAAAUGUAAGAUUGGGUGAUUGUGCAAAUGAUCACUGUUUUUCAUAGCUUCCGUGGCUCUGUGCUCAACAUGCAGGGGAGGGAAGACAGGAUUAAAGGGCAGGUUGAAGGAAAUAAAGUAGAUGGCUGAAACUUUUGGGAGCCCUUUUUUGUUCCCCAGAUGAGCAAGCUGGCCACCCCACCUGUUCAGAUGUUAGGUGUAGCACUGCUGUGCAGUAAAGCAUAUACCUGCACUUGAAGGGUGAAAGUUAGCUCAACAGGGGCUUUCCUUACAGAUGUAACAAGUUGUUCUGUGAACUGCCCCCCUUCAGGACCAGGAUACCUAGACCACGAAUGGGAUCACGGUUGGAAGCCUACAGUGUUUGGGUAGUCACUGGAAGGACACCCCACUUUCCUUUUCAGACAGAGCAAUGCCAUAGAGUGGGGAUGCCUGCUGUGGCAUAGAUACUUGGGCAGUCUCCUGUUGAGGCUGCAAGAUGUUCCCCAGGGUGGGCUACUUUCUCCCAUUGUAAAAUCGAUGGCUUCCUUUUGUCUCUGACCAGGCAAAAUUUCAUGCUUAGCUUUUCUUCCUAAGAAGAGUAUCCGCUAGUUCAACUUCUAUCCCUGAAUCUGUGGCACUGCUAUUGUUGCAAACAUUCUGGAAACAACUGCCCACCCGCUGUGCUGACCUAACAACCUGGUUUUUGAAACAGUCCCAUGAGUCAAUCUGAAUGCUUCUUAUUCCCAUAGGUUUUGAAUAGCGACUGCCACUUGGAGAGUUAAAUUUGAUCACUGGAAUGGUACAAAUUUGGCCAUACAGUUGGUGUCCUUUGCUGACAUGUUCCCUCAGCAACUCUCCCCAAAUCUUUAAUAUUUCUUCUUUCUCUGCUCCCAAAAUUGUCACCUUUACCAACUGACUGAAGACUUGUUUCCAGAGAACAACCUUCUUGUCUUUCUGGGCUACUGAAACUAUUUGCUUGCUGUUUAUCCCUGUUUCUGCUGUUAUCCUAUAAGAAGGAACAGGCUUGCAUAUGGAGUACAGGAGGGAAAGGGUCGCAUUUUUCUAAGACCAGUAUUUCCAGAAUGCUUCUCUGAGCAAAUAGUUUCAUUUUUUUAAGGCAAUAAGUAAGUGCUUAUGAGGAAGGCUACCGAAGAGGAAGUCAUUAACAAUAACAGACUUCUAACCCUGCUCUGCCAAGCUUGUCCUGUGCUAUAUUAAUAAAAACCAGCAACUUUAGAACUCCCCCUUUAAGCUUGGAUGUCCUAGCUAUCUUAAUUGCAAGGAGGUACAAUUGUGAUGGCUGGGAAUGUUUGGAGUUUCUGUCCAUGUGAUUGGAAAGCUGCCCUUGAAUCUCAAGUCUAGUGAAAUGACUAGCAUGGCAUCUGGGAUACUAGAAAAGCAAACUUGAGUUUGGUUGGGAGCCCCUUGCCUUCAGUCCCUAUGUCAGGCUUGUUCUAUUGCAGAUGAUUUGGGGUCAAGUUGCCAUCUCAAUUGUAUCUGUAUCUUUACAGGAAUGAUUUUUCCACUGCUCUGUUGUCAAAAGCUAUAAUCCCUUCUAUGCAGUUUACCAGGCCUUUUUUCCUACUGUUUGGCAAUAUUAGUACAGUGGCUGACAUUUGCUCAUCUUGCUGUGACAGCUGCAAUCUUAUUCAUGCUUAUUUGGGAGUAAUUACUAUUGAACCUAGUGGGACUUACUUCUGCAUAAACGUGCUUACAGAUUGCAUUGAUUUAGAUUACUGUCUACCUGUGCCAGAGGCUGGGGGUUGUAAGAAAAGGCUUUGAGUAACUCAAGGGAGUAGUGGUUACUGGUAAGCUAGCUUUGACUGCAGGAGGUAGAUGGCAACAUGUUUGCUGUUCUUUCCUAAAAGUGAAGCACAAAAAAUUCAGGGUGUGUUAUUUGGUGCAGAUCUUACCUUUUUUCCUUCUCUACAGAGCAAGUUUCUUGCUCUUUUGGACUUCAGCAAUAGGCACAGCUUACACAUUCAGCAUAACAAAAUCCCAGCAGCUUGAGGUAUUGUUGAAUCAAACAAAGUUCAAUGGUUAGGGUUUUAUGCUCUGUGUAGUUUACUGCUCCUUCCUGUGACUUUCAUAAUAGUAGAUUGCAAAAUAAAUUAUGCAAAAUGAGAACUACAUUUUCUCAAUUUGAAUAACUUACUGAAAUCACAAUUAUUCUCUGGCAUGUGUGUGAUAUAUAGAAGUCUUGCCUCCUUUGCUUUUCUGCUGGUCUGCAAAGCUUGUUUCUUUUUGAUAGUGCAAAGUGCAAACCUCUUUUGAAACUGGAUUCUCAGCUUGAGAACAGAGGCUGGCUUUAUAGUGGGUUCUUCUGGUGCAGAUUUCUGGAUGUUGCUGUUCAAAGCAAUUCUGCUAUUGCCAAACAAAACAGUAACGUUCCUUGGUUUCUGAUCCUAAAGUUCUCCUCUACACAGAUGAGUAGAAUUUUUUAAAAAAGUGCUUAGUAAGGCUGGUGAUUCUUAAGCACGACUAUUAAUUGAAAAUGGGCAGCCUUGCAUUUAGGCAUUUGCCAAGCAGGGACCAAGCCCAAAUUCACCAAGACACCACAAACUGUUUCUGGACAAUAAAAAAAGUAUACUCAUGUAGAAGCAUAUUAGUCUCUAAGGUGCCAUGAGACAAACUAGUGGCUCUGUUACUUUGAAUCAUUGUAAACUUGAUCCUUGAUUUAUGAAUCGUUUGCUGCAAUCUAUGUACCAUACUCCCUUUAAAAAGGAAGAGAUUGUAGUGCUAUUUAACUAAUGCUAGUAGCGCUUAAGUUCCACAGAGAACAAUGUGAAUGUUAAUACUCGGCUAACUUCAUUUGCAGCGGAGCACAGUUCUUUAUCAACAGAGACAUACAAGCACAUAAUGCAUCCUGGUUGUUGCUUGUUUGAAACUUACCCUGCAAGUUCAAGCUUCCUGUUGGUCCUUGCUCAGCAUUGAGCCAUUCUGGCCCUUAAAAAUGUCUCUCCAGUGCAUAACAAUCAGUGAUGCUUUUUGUAGCUCAGUUGUAUCUUCCUUUAGAGAUCAGAUGGUUCUUAAUCUUCUCCCCCUCCCCCCAUCCAUCCAAUGAACCUGGACUUGCAAGUUUCAUGUUAAAACCUUGGAUCCUGCUUCUCUCCAGUGGCAAAUUAAAUCUGUUCUAAAUGUUGCAGUGCCUUGUGUUCCUACCUGUUUCAUUAAUAGCUGGGUCCCAGCUGCCUCAUACACCUUAGCCUGGUACGUGCUACCUCAAGUUUGUAAGAAAGGGGAUGUUUCCAGAGAAAAAUGAGGGGAAAGAAAAUUAAGUUAUGCACAGUAAGAGGAAAUCAUCAUUGUGCCCUAACCUUUAACUGUGAAUCUUAUUUGAUAACUGCAAAAUCUGUCUGAGAAUGUUCGGAGACUGAACCAAUCCCAACAGCAUUUUUAUAGAUCAAUAAAAAAACUGUUUGCAAAAA
Rhineura floridana is the source of this 6239-nucleotide messenger RNA. RefSeq names its product coenzyme Q10A (gene COQ10A). NCBI's taxonomy places the organism in Eukaryota, Metazoa, Chordata, Lepidosauria, Squamata, Rhineuridae. Gene Ontology annotation, molecular function: ubiquinone binding. Gene Ontology annotation, biological process: cellular respiration; ubiquinone biosynthetic process. Bases 276 to 980 code for a protein of 234 amino acids. The transcript is spliced from 5 exons. The record is from RefSeq and is a predicted model, not a curated record. Gene Ontology annotation, cellular component: mitochondrion.